AUGACGUUCGCAGUUCUUCUUUCUAAGCGCCGGUGGGAUGAGGAGGAGGGGAAGGGGGCGGGUGCUACACCGGGGCGAGGGCUGCGCAGGUGGCGCCACUGCAGCUACCAUUGCCUUCAACUGCUGGCGGCGCGCGCGCUGCUCUUCAUGCAGCUGCUGGUGCUGGUGCUGCAGAUCGUGGCGACGCUGGCGCUGGAGCCGGCGCACCACCGCGCGCUGCUAGACCAGGGGCUGCCCGACGUGCUGUCCCAGCUGCUGCUGCCCUCGGACGAGUGGUACUACACCAACCACAGCACCAAGUACGCGCGCUUCGUCAAGCACCACGCCGGCCGCUCGCUCGUCUACCUGGGCCUCCAGCACCGCGUCAACCUCAGGUUCAGCGUCUUCGAUAUCCUGCAAGAUGAGGCGCCGCCGCCCACGCCGCUGCUGGAGUCGGUGGAGGACACGUACAUCCAGCUGACGUCCGCGCCGCCGGCCAUCGUCACCUGCCCGCGCACCGACCUCCCGCUGGGGCUGUCAGUGGAGGGCGCCGUCAUGUACGCAUCACUAGGGCAAAGUGUGACAACAGCCGAGCUGUCUACUCUGCACUGGGUAGUUAGCGGCAGUGCUUACGGACCAUCCAGCACACUCGGACGACAAGGGCUGCCCGCGCCGCCGGGCGCGCGCCGUCCGCCGCCUCCGCAGCUGCAGGCGCCGGCCAGCUGCCCGGCGCGCUUCGUGCACACGUUCGUGUCGUGCUUCCCGGCCGUGCUGAGCCCCGUGGUGCUGCUGCGCCUGCUGCUGCACCGCCUGCUGACGACGGCGGCGCCGCUGCAGCGCUGGAAGAGCUGCGCCAGCCGCUCGAGCUUCGCGUCGGCGUCCGCCGCCUCGGCGCACGACGCGCCGCGCAGCCCGCGCUCCAGGGCCUCCUCCACCGACACCGAGCCCAGCUCGCUGCGCAGGCGCCGGAAGGUACGCAGCGCCGCGGCGACAAAGGCCAUGAAACUCCGCGGCCGCGCCGCCGCCGGCCGCCGCCGCCGCCACACGCCGCGUCGCCGGGAGUGCUCGGGUGAAGCGAAGUCAGGCAGGUUCUGCAGCUGGCGCUGGAACCAGGAUCGUCCUGCUCGGGGGUCCCGCGCCGGCCCGCCGCCCGCCCGGCCGCCGCCGCCCGGCCGCCGCCCCGCCGCCGCUGCGACGCCGCCUUGCGAUGUUGGCGGUGCGACUUGGAGCGCCGCCUUUGUUGCUUGGCGCAGGCGGAGAAGCGAACGACGGCCCGCGGCUGUGGUGCUGUGGAGCGGGUUGUUGAGCGCCCGCCUGCGGAUGCGGCACACAUGUCUGGUACUCUACAACCGUCUGGAAACUAUUGAAGAGGGUGUGAAAAACACCAAGUGA
Molecule: messenger RNA, 1371 nt
Organism: Gryllus bimaculatus (two-spotted cricket)
Lineage: Eukaryota; Metazoa; Arthropoda; Insecta; Orthoptera; Gryllidae
Source: the annotation of a GenBank genome assembly